AUCCGCCCUCGUGGUCUUCCAAGUUUCCGCAUGCACCUAAACGAACGUCUCCAUGAAUCAGCUUUUUGAAAUGAAUAUUUAGAACACUAAUUUAUAAGUCAUUCCGGCACUAUACCUCAUCCACAAGUCUUGUUAUAGUGUUGCAGGAUUUCAACUAUGGACUAUCUGUCAAGCAGGUUACUUUGCUGUCAGCAACUAUAACUAUAUUACGCGGUCAAUAAAAUCAUUCAUAAGUAGAUACGGAUUUUCCGAAAUGAGGUGCACUGUGAUAGUUACAAUGACCACGCUCGAGGAAAUGAUAUCACGUUCAUCGCAACAAUCUGCUGUUUCUAACUUUACUGGUAACAAAAAAGAAAACUAGCUCAGUUAUAAACCUCGUAGUGUGUCUCAGCAUGUGUUUGUUGUUUUCACUUCUAUCUCUGAGAACUGAGUUGUGAUUGGUCGAGUAGUCGAUUAUUUUGACAAAGGAACAAUGAACACGCCAUCUGUAGACCAAUAAGGACAGUUGUAACGUCAUAGAUCAGGGGAUUCCCCGUGUCAUCACGGUUCGUGUAUAAAAUCGUACUUGCUCGCUCCUGUUUUUAUCGAAGGUGGAUUCAUUUGGUUGUGUAAGCAAUCUUACCUGGAUUCACUCUUCUAUUUCAGUUUACUAGCUAACAGUGGUGAUUUUUAAAAGCCCUAUAGUUGAUGUCAAAAGUAAUGGGGGAGCUAACGGUGGAGGGUAUGGAGCUCAGCCACGAUGAAGACGAGAACGACAUUUCAACGGCGAGAGAUCAAGAAUUAGAAGAAUCGCCAGACACGUCACCUUCUGAUGGUUUUACUGCUAUAAUGAACGAGCAUCCAACAUCUAUAAACACUAUUAACAAUGAAUCACUGGGCAAUGGCGGUGUAGCUGGUGGAGUCAAGAAUGACGGCAUGAAAAAAACUCUAGUGUCAAGAGGAAGAAAGGGGGCCAAGAGGACUUCGACAAAAAAAAAAAUGUACAUAGAAAAGAUUGAUAGCCCGACACUGAUAAAUUUGCAUGAAAUGUCAUCUUAUGGUGCCAGUCACAGUUUUUAUACCACACCAGACAGCAGCGCACGUAAAGAAGAUCAUAGAAACUUAUCUUUUUCGACAAAACACCGUUGGACCGUUGGCGCCAAAACUACAACCUGUCGUGCUCUCGAAUUUGGUGGCCGAGUUCCUGAUCAUUGGGAGGAAUUAUCAAAACGAUCCGUCCCAUCAGAUCCAAAGACUGGUACAAGACUUUCAAGUACUCAGUCUAAGAUAGCUUAUCCUUGUCGUAAACGAAAAGCUUCUUCUAGUGCUGCAAAACGGGGAAAGCUGGUUCAUGGCGGCGGCGGGCAUUGUACGAUCACUAGGAUUGAGAAGAACGUUAACAUUAAUAUCGCUGAGAACGCAGGGUACCUCGUCGUUGGGAAUAAUACCAAGAUUAAUAUUUGCAAUUGUGUAAAAGAAAAUAAAAAUGAGCUAGCAGACAUCGAAGAAGUAGAAGCAGAUGGCUCUUAUCCAUCAAUUUCUCCUAAAAAGUCACUGAAGGUUACAGCGGACGAAAAUUUCGAGAAAUUCAUGUAUGCCUUUCAAGACAUCAUCAACCGUCUUCAUCCUUUGAGGGACAAAGGAAGGUUCAAAGAAUUUUACAUCGUGGCUGAAGGCUUUGCAGGAUCAAGUGAACCACAUAUACAAAUUCUUAUAUUGAUAGAAAAGAGUAUGGCUCUGAGCUACCAAAAAGAAUUUACGAAGUCAAAGGAGAUUAUUGAUGAAGCAAUGAAGAUGAUAUCGAACAACCUAGGGGUCGAAAUGAAGAACUUUCUGACAGCCUAUUCACAUGUCCACCUCACAGGACUAAGCAGACGCCAAAACAGGCUGACAGAGGCAAAUAAGUUUGUUUCCACUGCUAAGCAAAACGAGGAGUUUACUCCUUUUAGUAUAGCUAGAGUAUUCAUUGCUUAUGAACAUGCUAGUAACUUGACUAAGACGCUGUCCCUAAUGAACGUUGAUGAAGACGAACCAUGGCAAAUUAUGAAAGAAGACGCCAGUAAGAGCCUCAGAGAGUGUAUUACAUUAUCACAGAGAAUACAUGAAACAAACAGCUCCAUUUAUCUCCAGAGACCACAAUUCAGCUUGGUUAAAUUGGCGUUAAUGAACCUUAACUGUCGGACAAAGACAUCACGCACCCAACCAGUGGAGGAAGAAAGUAUCCAGGAAGCUGAACGAUGCAUCAAGAAGAUGGAAGAGUACGAAGGUGACAUCAGUGAAGCGCUAUCUAUACAGCUCUACGUAGCAAAGAGCGACCUAUGCUUUCGAACAAAGGAUUUUCUCCAAGCCAAAAGCUUGGCACAACAAGCAUUGCAUAUAGCCGAAGAAAACACUUUUAGUUUGGAAAUUGAACCGAUCCAAGAUAGAUUAAAGGACAUUAAUAAAUUAUUGACUUAAUUGUCCCGAUCGAGUAGACUAAGGUAACUCCAGAUAAAUAUUAAUUUCAAACAUAUUCAAGAAUACAGAUGCAUGCAAACAUUCAAAUUCAAGGCAUUCAAAUUCAAGGCAUUCAAAUUACUUUUCUCGUGCUUAUUUAUACCAAAUUCAGUGCAUUCGUAACCAUAAGAUUAUUUAUUGAAAAUAUCCCUAGUAGAUGAGAUCUAAUCCUAGAUGAUCUCAAACUCCCGGCUAGUUCUUGGAUCGAGACGUUUCGAGAUUUACAAACGGAUUGAAUUAUUUUUUUGUUUACUUUCACUAUUUGAAUGAAGUUCUUGUUAUCCAUAUUUAACUUAACAAUUAUUCGCUGAAGGCGAAGUGAAUAUAAUCGGGGAAUAUUUWCCUCGCCGCUCGACAUUUAUAGUAUUUUUUAACACAAGUGAAUUUAACGGAGAGAGAGUAUUUUUGUCUUUUCAAUCUAAUUUUAAUUAUCUUUGUGAGAGCGGCACAAAUCCACAAACGAGCGUGCGCGUGCGCGAGUGGUGAAUAUAGCAGCAUUAGACGUAAAUUGUGACCAAUGAGCGCGCCGGAUUUGUUAUAUUCACUUGUGUAAAGAUACUAAAUAAUUAUAUUACUUUAUCUUUAAUAUCGAUGAACCAAUCAAUUAUCCUUAAUUAUUUACAAAUUAUUUCACUUGCCUGCAGUUACCUUAGCAAAGGUAUUGUACAUUAUCAUUGAGCAUGGAAUUAUUAUAUAUUGAUUGAAAAUGUAUUGAAAAUGUUAUUGAAAAUUGUAUGUAACUAUGAAUUGAUAACAUCAAUAAGGAAAAUUUAAGGCAAAAAUUGUAUAAAACUAUAAAYUGAUAGAUAUCAAUCAUUCAGUUUAGUCUUUUUGUGGUUAUACACCUAUUUUAUAAAAAUGCUGAUAUAUUUUAAGCAUUUAUCAUCAAAUUAUCUUCAGACAUUAAUGCUCGUCGCUUCGUCCAUGAUGAAGUUGGCGGCUAGAAAUCCAUCCUCAUUAGCUUCGGUUUAGUGUACGAUUGCUUCAUGAUACAACAAACUGGAAGGAUAAAUAAUAACAGAGCUUG
Molecule: messenger RNA, 3502 nt
Organism: Actinia tenebrosa (Australian red waratah sea anemone)
Lineage: Eukaryota; Metazoa; Cnidaria; Anthozoa; Actiniaria; Actiniidae
Source: RefSeq, a predicted model, not a curated record